Molecule: messenger RNA, 924 nt
Organism: Jaminaea rosea
Lineage: Eukaryota; Fungi; Basidiomycota; Exobasidiomycetes; Microstromatales
Exons: 3
Coding region: 34-732 (232 amino acids)
Biological process (GO): vesicle fusion; intracellular protein transport
Cellular component (GO): SNARE complex; endomembrane system
Molecular function (GO): SNARE binding; SNAP receptor activity
Source: RefSeq, a predicted model, not a curated record
UCUCAUCAUCAUAAUCAUCAGCAUCACAGCCGCAUGGCCCUCUCACACGCCUACACGACCCUUCUCUCCACCCUUCACGAGCGAUCCUCCCUCCUUCAAGCGCCUAGCGCGACGAUCCCACCCAGCUUACAUCGCACCCUCAAACGACAGAUCGACUCCUUCGCCAAAGCAGUCGAGCGUAGCGGUGGUGGGCAGGAUGAGCAGAAGGACGUAAGAAUGAAGUGGGAGAGAAUCCAGGAGGCGUUGGAGAGAGACGAGGAUGGACGCAAGGUGCUUGUGCAGGCCAGGGACAGCCAUCCAAUCUUGACAGCACUAUCAGAACCACCAGCACCGCCGACACCCGCUCCGAAGCAAUCAAAACAGCAUAGCGACGACGAGCCGUAUCAGGACGACUCCCCGUCCGACCCUCUCGCGCCGAAGCCUUCGCAGGACAAUACCGCCCUCCUUCAAGCACAGCGUCGCAUCUUUGACGACCAAGACACACAGCUCGACGCUCUCUCCCUCUCAAUCGGUCGACAGCACGAGUUGGGCAUGAGAAUGAACGAAGAGCUCGAGCUACAGGGCGAGUUGCUGGAGGAUCUCGACGGAGAUGUAGAAAGGACGGGGCUGAGGCUGGGGAGGGCAGGAGGGCAGUUGCAGAAGGUCAGCAGAGGGGUAAGAGAGCAUGGCUCCCUAUGCGCCCUCUUUGGACUCAUCGUCAUUCUCAUGGCCCUCAUCAUCCUUUUCAAGUAGACGGGCGCAUACGCUUGCCGUAUCCCCCCUCCCGUUAUCAUGUCUUCGCCUUCCCAUAUCCUCGCCUCGCCGAAAAUGUACUUGUACUCGCUUCAGCAUCGUCAUGCUUGUGUGGAUGGACGCGGCACAAAAUGCCUCAAUGUGUGUGAAUAUGUUGAUUCGCCUCGACCAAAAUAUACAGAUACAAGCAGC